Molecule: messenger RNA, 687 nt
Organism: Diversispora eburnea
Lineage: Eukaryota; Fungi; Glomeromycota; Glomeromycetes; Diversisporales; Diversisporaceae
Source: the annotation of a GenBank genome assembly
AUGGAAACGCCAACUCCUCUUGAGAGUUUGAAUAAAAUUAAGCUUAAAGACCUUAAAACAAAUUCUACCUUUGAGGCAAAUAAGCUUUGGCAGGAGGAACCGGUUUUGCUCUUAAUUGUACGACGUCCUGGUUGUCAAUUAUGUCGUCAACAAUCCGUAAAACUAGCCUCUUAUCGUGAUUUAAUAACCACAAAAUUGGGCGUUAAAAUGAUAUCAAUUGUACGUGAAAAUUUGGAAAACGAGGUAGAAGAAUUUAAUAAAGAUUUUUGGAAAGGACAAGUUUAUUUAGACGAAGAAUCUUCAUUUUAUUCUACACUCGGAGGCGGGAAACUUAACGUUGCGGGCAUACUCAACUUUUUAAAACCCUCUGUAUGGUCAAAUUUAAGAUCCAAUUUUAAAACUACCAUCAGAGGAAAUAUGAAGGGUGAUGGAAAAAUAACUGGUGGUAUUUAUAUCAUUAACAAAGGAUCAAAAGGUGUAGAAUUUCAAUAUCACGAAAAAGUAUGGGGUGAUUAUCCUCCAUUCGAACAAAUCAUUGAAGCUCUUGAAAAAGUUUCACCUAAUAAAGAUGAUCCUUCUGUUAAAUCUGAAGUUCGUGAAACUUUGGAAAAAAUUAAAAAGGGUGAAAUCUCUUAUGAUAUAAACGCACCUACUUGUAAUCAAGAUACUAAAGUGUGUGUUUUUUAA